Aureobasidium uvarum is the source of this 1236-nucleotide messenger RNA. The record is from the annotation of a GenBank genome assembly. Lineage: Eukaryota; Fungi; Ascomycota; Dothideomycetes; Dothideales; Saccotheciaceae.
AUGACGAUUACUACCGGUUGCAGUUCUUGUAGCGGUGGCAGUACGAGUACUCUGGUCUACGUCACCUCUACUGGCUCUGGACCAUAUUCUAGCGCGCCCGGCACACCUAUCAGCAGUGUCCCGUCUGCACCAGCAAGCGUUCCUUCUGCACCAGCACCCGUACCUUCUGCGAAACUCAGUACCUCCACCAUUGGAACCACCAUUGAAGUUUCCAAGGCUCAUCAAACAAGCACUCAAACAGUGACUUCCACCACAAAAGUGGUCAAGGAGAGCUCUUCUAUCGUCACUGUGCCUCACAGCUCUGCUCAGACAAGUGUCGUUGGUGUUGAGUCCGCAGGAACAGCUUCUCGCAACGUGAACGUUCCUUCCGUCAGCACAGCAAUUGUGGUGUCUCCCACUGCUCCUUCAAACGUGGGCCCCUCGCUAUCUGCACCAGUGGACAUACAGACGACUAUCACAAUUCCUCUUCCCACGACCAUUACUGUGUGUCCGACGUGUGAUGCAACUGCAGCGCAGCCACCGGCGUCUUCUGGGCCAUCUCCUGCGGCUCCGAUGAGCCCAGCCUCCCCAAUGUCUUCGCCCCAGGCUCCUGCCUCUUCUGCACCUCCAGCUUCGAACAGCAUGUCACCAUCAGCACCUUCUAAUGCCCCAUCAUUGCCCAGCACUGUGGUCGCGUUGACCCCAAUGUCCUCGCCAGUCUCUCCCAAUUCUAUGGGCGCGAGCUCUCCUCCAGCGCAGAUGCCUCCUUCGCCUGUAGCCUCCUCUGGUCCAUCCUCUCCAGCUACAGAUGCGCCUCCCCAGAACAGCUCGCCCCCUGAAGCAAGCAUGCCUCCGCAGCCAAGCGUACCCGCUCAACCUGAUUCUCCCCCGGCGAGCGAAAUGCCGCCACAGGGUAGUGCUCCUCCUCAGAGUGGUCCAUCUAUGCAGCCAAGCGCGCCUCCGCCUUCGGCCGCUUCUCCCCAGGCCAGCUCUUCCCCGGUGUCCAACUCUACCCUUUCCAUUCACUCGCCCCAGUCUAGCUCCCCUGCGCAGCGCACUAGUGCUGGCUCUAGUGGUACUGCCACAAGUAAGCAUAGAUGUCCUCGUACCUCGAAAUCCGUACUGACAAGCAUUACAGAGCCGAGCAUGCCACCCACUGACACCAACAUGUCUUCGGAGUCUGCUCAGAAUGCCAGAGCUUCUGUCUUCACCGUAGCAGUACCCAUUGUUAUGGCUGCUGUUUUGAUGUUGCUCUGA